AUGUCCCACUUCAUCCCCACGGUAUACACUGAGUCAACGACGUGGACUCGGGACUCUCAUGACCUCUUCGAUUACGAGAGCCAACACGUUGUUCGCCGGGACUUCGCUUUGAACCAAACGGUCAGAUUCGUGCGGAGAAAUGACGACGUUGGUAUAGAAGAUGCGUCGGUCGAUGCGAUUCCUUCAAGAGAGGAGUCAGACUAUCUCAUGAAAUGUAUCAAUUUCGAUUCAAGGUUCAUGAUACAACCCGCAGAUAAACAGUCGGGCUCAUGUCGGCUGAUCCCUAAGAGUCUUUGGCUUGUUGUGAAAGAACUUGGACCACAUACCCUUCUGGAAGGGGACAUCAUCAAGCUGGGUCGUUUCAAGUUGCGUGUGCGUCAGCUCUGUGCAGACUCCGAGGAUCGCUUGGUGAUAUCCCACCAGUUUUAG
Messenger RNA from Perkinsus marinus ATCC 50983, 429 nucleotides. RefSeq lists its product as hypothetical. The transcript is spliced from 4 exons. Bases 1 to 429 code for a protein of 142 amino acids. The record is from RefSeq and is a predicted model, not a curated record. NCBI's taxonomy places the organism in Eukaryota, Perkinsozoa, Perkinsida, Perkinsidae.